Molecule: messenger RNA, 1607 nt
Organism: Solenopsis invicta (red fire ant)
Lineage: Eukaryota; Metazoa; Arthropoda; Insecta; Hymenoptera; Formicidae
Product: FUN14 domain-containing protein 1
Exons: 4
Coding region: 202-738 (178 amino acids)
Biological process (GO): autophagy of mitochondrion
Cellular component (GO): mitochondrial outer membrane
Source: RefSeq, a predicted model, not a curated record
CAAAGCUCGUCAUCGAUAUAUUUACAUUUUCAUUACGUCGCACAAAUUCGCAGCGAGUGACGACAACAACAAAACUGCCAGUUCGUCUUCUCCCUUUGUCACGCGAUCACUGAAACAUUGCUGAUCGAACGACUAUUAUUAAUUAAUGGAAUAAAAAGUCGAGGAUUUGUCGUUUUCGCAAUUUUGCUUCACAGCACCAAGAUGCCUACAGCCAAGAAAAGUAAAGAAGAUGCAAACAAAGAAGCCUAUAGUAUAGAUACUUCACAGAAAGCCAAGUCCUUCUUAGAGAAAGUCAUGGGUGAUGUGAGUAAAUCAUCGGCGACCAAACAGAUUAUCAUUGGCAGUACAUCAGGAUGGGUAACUGGAUUUGUCACUAUGAAGAUUGGAAAGGUAGCAGCCUGUGCGGUUGGUGGUGGAAUCAUCAUGCUGCAAAUUGCUGCACAUCAAGGUUACAUAAAUAUCAAUUGGGACAAGAUCAUGACAAAAGCUGAAAAAAUAUCAGACAAGGUGGAGGAAAAGAUUACCGGCGAAGGGCCACAUUUUAUGGACAAGGUUGAGAGAUGCGUUGAUAAAAAGCUGGAUAAAGCUGAGCGAUUGGUAAAACAAGGAAAGACUCGCGUACGACGCUGGUACCACGUGUUGACCGGCAACGAGGAAACCUUCCAGACAACGGAAUUCCAUUUCUUUCUAGUCUCCUUUGUGGCGGGAGUCGCGCUCGGUGUCGCUACUGCUAACUAGGUAAUAAGUUGCUGCACUCUGAACGCAACCAAGAGAAAGAUCGACAUCUACGUCGCAUCGAAGGACAGUUGUUCCACUACUAUUGACGCACACGACAAGGUCGUCGACGAGUAUAAUAACACAAUUAUGGACGAGGUAAGAAACAAGAUCAACGUGCUGAAGAAAUGGGUGGCACGAACUACGCUUAAUAAUCCUAGAUAAAUAGCUUUAUUUUUUAGUUUGUCAUUGAUGUUAGCGAUGAAUAAAACUUAUUCACGUCCUUCAGAACUGCUUACAACAUAAUUUUCCUUUUUUGUAAUUAUAAAAUUUUCAAUUUUGUAAUUUUUUUCAAGAUUAAUAUGUAGAAUAAAUUUUACUCAUCGUUAUCAUCUCUAGAAUUGAUACAUCAAACAAAUGAAAGUCUUUUAUGUUUUUUUGAUGUAUAUAAUUUAAAAAAUGAAUUUAUAUACUAGUCAGAUUUAUUGAAAUCUUAUAGACAUAUUGCUUUGAUAUGUUGUUUACUUUAUAUAUUAUACCCUUUACACAAUUUAUGUGCGGUUUGAAAUAUUUCUUACGAAAAGAAAUUUUAGAAACUCUGCAAUUUUGCUGUCACCAUUUGCAUGGAACAUGUGCAAACCAAAAAUGUAUAACGUGUGCAUAUGAUAUAAAGAUUUCUUGUUCGUUCAGAAUGCAGCAAGAAAUUAGUCAUUUUAGGUAAACGUUAGUAUAAUAUAUUGUAUACUACUGAUUAAUAUUUUACGUAAAAGAUUGUGAUUCCAAUUUUUUUUCUUAUUAUAUACUUAAUUUACUAAUCACAGUAUAUUUCCAUCGCAUUGUUUAUACUUAUACAAACGUUUACAUGUAUUAUCUACAAUAAAUAUUAUUUAAGA